Molecule: messenger RNA, 414 nt
Organism: Haemonchus placei
Lineage: Eukaryota; Metazoa; Nematoda; Chromadorea; Rhabditida; Trichostrongylidae
Source: the annotation of a GenBank genome assembly
AUGACGGCAGUUGCGUCACCAUCAAAAAGUAAGCAGCUAGUGCCGAUUCCACCUGACGGUGGUUGGGGAUGGGUCGUGGUGCUGGGAUCGUUCUUCGUCCACGUUUUCGCUGAUGGUUUCGUGUACUCAUUCGGUGUACUUGUUGAAGUGCUCAUGAAGGAAUUCAACUCUGAUAAUACCGUAUGCGCAAUGAUUAUUUCUCUUCUUACUGGACUAACGCUCGGAAGUGGUCCAUUGGCUUCAGCUAUUUGUAACAAGUAUGGAUGUCGAGCCACAACUAUCACUGGAGCUCUCAUUGCAGCUGUUGGAUCUGUGAAACGAUCAAAGGGAUUGAGGUUUUCGGUUUUUACGGAAGUGAACCUUUCCUCCUCUCCUAAGUCCGGCAGUGACGUAGCUGGCCAUUUAGCUAUAUAG